Serinus canaria (Common canary) is the source of this 4372-nucleotide messenger RNA. RefSeq names its product scavenger receptor class F member 2. Lineage: Eukaryota; Metazoa; Chordata; Aves; Passeriformes; Fringillidae. The record is from RefSeq and is a predicted model, not a curated record. Gene Ontology annotation, molecular function: scavenger receptor activity.
ACCACAGGUCAGACAGAUCUCAGACCUGUUGUGCAUCUCGGGCUGCCGGAUACAGCCAGAGCCUGGGACUGCCAGACCCCCGGGACACUCAAAAUCCGGAGCUCUGGGACACCCAUGGCUGUCGAACCCCUGGAGCUGCUGGAUCCCGGGAGACGCAGACCCCGGGGACCAUCAGACUGCUGGGGACUCCCGGGGCUCUGGGGCUUCCAAACCGCUGUGACAGCCAGUCCCCCAGGGCUACCGGAUCGCGGGCCAUCCACACCCCGAGCCACUGGACUCCCAGGACUCUCGGGAGCUGCAGGACCCCCGGGGUGUGCUGGAAGCCAGCACUCCGCAUCCUCCCAUUCCCCCUCGGGGACCCUCCCCAUUUCAGCGGCGCUGCCCACCCGCUGGAGCCUCUCGGGGCCGUCGGGGCGGCGCUGCCCGAGGCCGGGGCGGCGGCGGCGGCGGCCCCCGGAGCCUGGCCCGCCGUCAGGGGAACCAAUGCGGAAUUUCCUGGCUGGCGGCGGAGCCCCUCCCGCCGCCGCAGAGAGGGGCGCGGGGGAGGCGGCGGCGAAGCGAUCGCAGCGCGGCUUCCGCCCGCCGAGCGGCAGCGGGGACCGGCGGGGACCGGGGAGGGCGGGGAGCGGGAGCGGCGGAGCCGGGCGGGGGGGCAGCGCCCGGCCCUGGCUUGGCCGUGCCGGGUCCGGCGGCCCCGUAGCUCCGCCGCUGAUGGCGGCCCGUGGGCUGCGGCCGCCCCGCCGCGCCCGGGCCGGGGCCGCGCUGCUGCCGCUGCUGCUGCUGUCGGUGCUGAGCCGCGGAGCCGCCCAGGAGCUGAGCCCCCGCGGCAGGAAUGUCUGCAGGGCCGCCGGCUCCUCAGCUCUUGUGUGCUGCCAAGGAUGGAGGCAACAAGGGAGCGAGUGUUUAAUAGCUGUGUGCGAGGGGAACUUCACCUGCAAGGAGAACGAGGUAUGCGUCAGGCCCGGCGAGUGCCGCUGCCGCCAUGGCUACUUUGGUGCCAACUGCGACACCAAGUGUCCCCGGCAGUUCUGGGGUCCUGACUGCAAGGAAAUGUGCACCUGCCAUCCCAAUGGGCAGUGCGAGGAUGUGACAGGCCAGUGCACCUGCAACCUCAACCGCUGGGGCCCCAAGUGCGAGAACAUCUGCCUCUGCAAGCAUGGCAAGUGCGACCAGAAGACGGGCAAAUGCACCUGCGAGCCCAACUGGUGGGGCCCGCAGUGCUCCACCUCCUGCUACUGCAGCCACAACUCCCAGUGUGACCAGCAAACAGGCAACUGCCUGUGCCAGCCUGGCUGGUGGGGCCGUGGCUGCAACAACCAGUGCUCCUGCAACAAUUCGCCCUGCGAGCAGUUCACGGGGCGCUGCCAGUGCCGGGAGAGGACCUUUGGGCCUCGCUGCGACCGCUACUGCCAGUGCUACAAGGGCAAGUGCAACCAGGUGGACGGGACCUGCACCUGCGAGCCGGGCUACCGGGGCAAGUACUGCCGCGAGCCAUGUCCAGCCGGCUUCUAUGGCCAGGGCUGCAGGAGGCGGUGUGGGCAGUGCAAGAGCCUGCAGCCAUGCACCGUGGCUGAUGGGCGCUGCCUGACGUGUGAGGCAGGCUGGAAUGGCACCAAGUGCGACCAGCCUUGCUUGCCCGGCUUCUACGGAGAGGGCUGCGAGAAGCUCUGUCCCCCCUGCAAGGAUGGCCACACCUGCAAUCACAUCAAUGGCAAAUGCUCCCACUGCAAUCCGGGCUGGAUCGGAGACCGGUGUGAAACCAAGUGCCGGAAUGGGACAUAUGGAGAGAACUGCGCCUUCGUCUGCAGCGACUGCGUCAAUGGCCAGUGCCACUUCGAGACUGGGCAGUGCCUCUGCCACCCCGGCUCCCAUGGCCCAUACUGUAACCUGACUUGCCCUCCUGGACACUACGGAGCCAACUGUGCCGAAGUCUGUGGCUGCCACGAUGGUGCCUGCGACCCCCUAACGGGCGCCUGCCACAUGGAGGCCAACCAGAGGAUGGGGGUGAUUGGGGCAGGGGCCCUCCUGGCACUGCUGCUCAUCCUCCUGCUCUCCCUGCUCUGCUGCUGCUGUGUGUGCCGCAAGAAGGAUGAAGCCAGCGGCUCCAGCCAGGACCCAGCAGCAGCCAAGAAGCCUCCAAGACGUUUGUGUGGGCGGUUCAGCCGGAUUGGGAUGAAGCUCCCACGCAUCCCCCUGCGCCGCCAGAAGCUGCCCAAGGUCAUGGUGGCCCACCGUGACCUGGAAAACACCCUGAACUGCAGCUUCAUCGAGCCACCCUCUGUGGUGGAGCAGCCUUCCCCAUCCUGGUCAUCCCGUGGCUCCUUCUCCUCCUUUGACACCACGGAUGAGGGGCCUGUGUACUGUGUCCCCCAUGAAGAGAGCAUGGGUGACAGCAGGGACAGAGGGACACCUGCCAGUCCCGGGGACAAGCUGGUGGCCCCAGUCAGCGGGGAGGAAGCAGGAGAAUACACGUUCCUGAAGGAGACGGGCUCUGUCAGAGCCUUCCCGACCGACAGCAGUGAGACCCCCCUGCUCAAGUCCUCGGACAGCGAACGCUCCUCCUGUGGCUCAGGGUCAGCCGGCGCCGCACUCUACGCCAGGGUUGCCCGCCUCUCCAAGCAGUCCAGAGAGGAGGAGGAUGCCAUUGUGGAGGCCCGCAGCCUCGGGAAGCCGCCAUCCCCAGAAAGGACCAAGCCCCGUCCUCCAGACCCAGCCACAAAACCCAAAGUCUCCUGGAUCCAUGGCAGGUACAGCUCUGGCCAGUCCAACUCGCUGCCGGUGCCCAGCCAGUCCCCAGAGCAAGUGGCCGCCCGGUCCAGCAGCCCCGAGCAAGGCCAGGGUUUGGCCAAGAGGAAGAGGAGUCCGAGCGAGACAUCAGCCCAUGUUCAGGGCAGAGCGGAGGAGAAGGGCAGCACCCGGAGCAAGGAGAAAUCGCAGAAGCAGUCAAAGGAGCCCGGUGUCCCCGAGAGCAAACCCAGCCUCUGCGGGGAGCCGCAGUCACCCUCCAAACCCAAGCAGAGGAGCAAAGCCGGCUCUGAGCCGAUGGAGACCAUCAACGGGGCAGUGCAGAAUGCCUUCCGAAAGAUGGGCGCCUUCCAGCCAGAGCGGCGAGCCGGGGACACCAGGGAUGCUCCUUGUAGCCCCAGCACCAGCAAACCCCGCUCUGAGCCGCUGCAUCCGCAGCUGGCCUCCGAGCUGGCCGCCCAACUGAAGGAAAAGACUCAAAGCCUCAACAAGGGGGACGGAGGCAUCCGGGCAAACGGGGUUGGUGCCCAGCGAGAGAAGCCCACCCCUCCACAGAAAGCCAAGCGCUUGGCGGCCGCCGGCGGCCAGAAGACCAGCAAACCCUUGCUGCCCACCUCUCCCCAUCUGCAAAAACUGAUCCCUGCGGCAGCCGAGACGGCAGCCGGGGAGCCCAAGUGGAUGGAGAAGCCAAGUGCCGGCAGCGGCCAGGAUCAGACUCUCCCCACUGAGCAGACAGCCAAGAAAACCCCCAUUAAGAAGCCUCCCAGGAAGAAGAGCCGGGAAGCGAGCCUGGAGCCCCCCAGAGCAGCUGCUGUGCCUGCUCAGACAGUGCAGUGACCGGGAACCGGGCACCAGCCCCGCACCUGCCGCAUGCCGGGAAGGACAUUUGCCAGCACAGCCAGCGAACGUGGGAGCCUGGACUGGGCUGGGGGCACUGAAAGAGCCUUGAUCCUCCCUUUAUCCCACUCCACCUCACUCAUCCCCCUUUUUGCCUUAGUCCCCCCUGCCCUAGGACCCCGUCCCUUAAUGUGUGCCCUGCUCCUGCUCUCUGCCCGGGUCUCAGCUCGCCCGCCCUCUCCGCGCAGGGCGGGACCGCAAGGAGCCGGCCCCGGCCGCCAGCCCCGGGGGGCUCCGUGUGUGGCGUAUUCCUCCCCCCCCCCACCAUUUUUGUGUAGCAGUAUUAUCGACCGCAUAAGCAGCGCUUGUUGUACUAGACGUGCUCACGGUAUAUUCUGCAGUAACCGAGCCGCUCGCUUCCCGCGCUCCACUCCGGUCUGUCGGGGUCGCGGAGCACGGGAGAGAGCUGCUGCUCAGUGCCGCGGGCAGUGCCAGAGAUGUGCCCCACGUCCAUCGCUGGCAGCAGCUCCCCUGCCCCGGCGCCCUCCAGGCACAGCUCUCCACUGCCGGUGCAUGCCGGAGUGGGGUCGAGCUGGUUUCGGCCGGUGCCACCCUCCCUCCCCUCCGCCCCGGCGCUGCUCCUGGCCAGGAGGAAACAUAUUUAUGGAUGGAGGUGGAUGCCCUUCGGGUUCCUGCAUCCCAUCCAAUGGAGGUGGAGGGAUUAGUUUGGUAUGAGAGAGCCUGGCACCUCUGCAGAGCGCUUUCCUAAUAAAAAUGUAUUUCUUCCGUA